Molecule: messenger RNA, 5682 nt
Organism: Anneissia japonica
Lineage: Eukaryota; Metazoa; Echinodermata; Crinoidea; Comatulida; Comatulidae
Product: membralin-like
Exons: 12
Coding region: 447-2546 (699 amino acids)
Biological process (GO): positive regulation of ERAD pathway; response to endoplasmic reticulum stress
Cellular component (GO): endoplasmic reticulum
Source: RefSeq, a predicted model, not a curated record
GAGAAUCAGAACACUGUUGUGGUGUGGUGGGAAUGGUCUUAUCGUUUAUUAGUUCUAUAUUACUAAUAAGAAGCGAAUGGAAUUAAAGAUGCAAGGUUGGUUGUCAUCAAGUAUGUUAUAAAAACUGUAUUGAUAUUCAGGCUAGUGUGCGGAUGAAGUGCAACCAUACUCAUACUGUGGAGUUUUUUAUUUGCACUGAUGAUACCUCAAAAAUUCCCUCAAAUUUGUACGGAAAAUCGCAAGGAAAAUAAGUGCACAGUAUCACAGUCAUUGAAAAGCUAUUCAAAAAAAGUUGCAUCAUUCAACUACAUCCAGCAAAAAACAUAAACUUACUAGCUGUCCUAUAGUAAAUAGCCGUCUGUAUCACAUGGUAUGUUCGAAGAAAGAUUAACCAGUUUACUACAAAGUUUACCAGCUCACUACCUUUGCACACCAAACCAGGGAGAAUGCCUCCCACCAACAUGCAGGGGCAGGCCCAACAACAAGGCGCAAGGGGCAACAACAACAACACACCCCUUGUGAAUGUUCGUGACCGUCUGUUUCACGCGCUCUUCUUUAAAAUCGCCAUCACUUAUGCACGUGCCUUUCCGCCAGCGGCUCGACGUGUUUUUGAAUUCGCAAUUCUUAUUAAGGCUUUGUCAGUACUAUUUGUUUUGGCUUACAUUCAUUGCGCUUUUUCACGGACGCCCAUCAACUGCCUCGUAGAAAUCCAAGAAAAGUGGCCGAGGGAUGGCAUACUGCGAGUGGAGAUAUAUAGAAACCGUACCGGACCAAAGUACUUCACGCUGGUCAGUAAAAAAGAACAAGAAGAUGAACAUCCAACAGUCUUUGAGACCUCAAAUAGUUCCAACUCAACGUCGUGGCCAAUGAAUUACUGGGAAUUCCCAGGCCGAGAAAAGACUAAAGAGGUAGAGUCAAAUAUCACCAUUAUACUGGAUGACAAAACAGGGGACAAUAUGACCGUAUGGUAUACUCAAGUAGAGAAGCCAGUUAAGAACAUGCAGCCCUUUCGGGAGACAGUGUCAGAGAUGGAAAUGUUUACAAAUGUUGUAUGGCCAUCCGAUGAAUAUAUUAUGGAAUAUUCCUUAGAGUAUGGAUUCCUGCGUCUGUCUGCUGCCACCAGGGAACGACUCAGCAUUCCAAUUAUGAUUGUCCACCUAGAUCCUUUACAAGAUGAAUGUUUUGGGGACAGCCUGAGCCGAUUCUUUUUGGAGGAUUUUCUCGGAUAUGAUGACAUCCUCAUGUCAAGUGUCAAAAGCCUGGCUGAGUAUGAGGACAACAAAGGUUAUCUGCGUAACGUGGUGACUGGAGAACAUUAUCGUUUUGUGAGCAUGUGGAUGGCAAGAUCCUCGUACAUUGCCGCUGCCUUCAUCAUGCUCAUUUUCACCAUCUCAAUAUCCAUGCUCCUUCGUUAUUCCCAUCAUCAAAUUUUUGUUUUCAUUGUUGACUUGUUACAAAUGCUAGAGAUGAAUACUGCAGUGGCCUUUCCGGCAGCACCACUACUUACUGUUAUACUAGCCCUAGUUGGAAUGGAAGCAAUCAUGUCCGAGUUUUUCAACGACACUACUACGGCGUUCUACAUCAUCCUCAUAGUAUGGGUUGCUGAUCAGUACGAUGCUAUAUGCUGCCACACAAGUGUUAGCAAAAAAUUCUGGCUUAGGUUUUUCUAUUUGUAUCAUUUUGCAUUUUAUGCAUAUCAUUACCGUUUUAAUGGACAGUAUAGUGUUCUAGCGCUCAUCACUUCUUGGCUAUUUAUUCAGCACUCUAUGGUGUACUUCUUUCAUCACUACGAGCUACCUGCAAUUUUGCAACAAGCACGUGUUCAGCUGUUGUUGCAGCGAAACCAACAUGGGGGCCUUAGCCUGAACGUGAAUCUUAACAACGAAAAUCAAGGUAAUGCACCUGCAGGAGGCCCAGAUGCCAAUCAAAACCAGAUGGAUGCCAAUCAAAACAACCCUGUUGCCCCCACUGCUGAUGCUCCUGCUGGAAAUCCAGAAGGCAAUGCGCCGGGGAAUCCCGGAGGUUCACAGGCCGGACAAGCACCUAGGCAACAACCCCGCACCAUAAUGCAAAUACCGAUGGGGGUCAUCAACAAUCUUCAUCUGAGGAACACGUUUUCUGCCCUUACUGGACAACCUCAGAGGCAUAUUCAUAUUAAUAUACACCACCCAAUGUCAAACCGGCAAAACAUGCCCCAGGCCCAGAUAGAUUCCACCCAGGCCAGCGUAGAAACAACAUCAACAGCACCAGCAGAUAGUAACACCCACGAGGGUGCCUCUGUGUCGGACACACCUAAAGAGCAGACUAUUAAUGAGCCUUCUCAGAACUCUCAAUCUAAUCAACUUGACACAAAUUUAGAACAGUCUGACAAUCAAGUACUUGGUUCCAAACCUGAACAAAGUAUAGCUAGUAAUCAUAGUAGUAUAUCCAAUUUUACAUCUGGUGAAUCCAGUCAAAGACCAUUAGAUUUAGAAAAUUCAGAAGGUUUUAACAAAGAGAUUACAGACUCUGGUGAGGAGGUUGCCAAUGCUGGAACACCGAUUUAGCAAGAGCUGCUGCAGAAUUUGUGCAAAAUAGUUGGUCAUACGUGUGGAAAAUGUGAAAAUUGCAGCAAUGUUGGCACUGGAAGAAGAUCGCAGAUGUUGGAUGAAUACUGUGAUCCACGAGUUAACAUCAUGAUAAAUGUUGGCCUUGCUUUCAUCCUUCUGUGGUUUUGAAAGUGGAAACAUCCUGAUCAUUUUCCAAUUAGCUACGAUGCAAUGUGAAUCAACUGUCAGCUUGGACAGAGAGCAACUUUUGAAUGUCAAAGGUUAAAGGUCUUAAGAGCAGUUCACUAAUAUGCCAUUCAGGUCAAAGGAUUUAUCUGAUAAACUCUGUUGGAGGGUCUCAUUCCAUUCAUACAAGAAUGGGAUUUUAUUUAAAUACAUUUUUUUUAGUAUAAUUGAUUGUGAUCUUAUAUUUGAUUUUAAAGUGGAAAGCUUGUAUUUAAAAUUUCCCUGCUAAAUCGCUGCUUUAUCCAUGCAAAUGAAAAAAAAAACUCUUAUUGUUGAUAAUAUUUGUAUUCCUUCUCAAGAAUGAGUGGGGGGGGGGAUGGGUAAGGUAAAGGUAGUCUAAUAUUCAUUACUGGAUAUAGAGGAAUAAACUGUUGGCCCAUCGUACUAAGCCUCGGCAUUGUGUGGUAGGGUAGCCAGUUCCUUUCCACACCACCUUUUUAACCUUCCAGGUAUAUUUCAACCAGGUACUCAUUUGUACUCUUGGGUGGAGAGAGUCAAACGCAGGUAAAGUGCAUUGUCUAAGGACACAAGCGAAAUGCACAGCGAAGGUUCGAACCCCCAACUUUGAACUUGAGAAACCAAAAUACAUCAGCUGUGCCAAGCAUCAAUCAAGAACCUAUUGAAUCUUGAACACAUGUCACUGUGGCCUUCAAUAUACAUGUGCUAAAGUGCACCCACUGUAUUACGAUAGCGCAACAACCUCUAGGCCUGCAUUGCAGUAUUGCAAAAAUGUGUCAUCUUUAUUGGUACAACACUAAUAAAUUGUACGCAUGUGAUUUUCCCACCUGUGGUUUAAGAAUUGUAUUAAAAUAGUUUAGGAUACUGUACGAACAAAAUGAGGGCAUGCCAUCCCAAAACCAGCAUAUUGUCACCAUAAUAUGGGAAACUGAGUAAUAAGCAUAAGAAUUUGGCAGUAUUGUAUACUUUAGUACAGAGAAGCUGUAAUACUCAUAACUUUAGCGAAAGUAAGACAAUUUUUAGUAAAUGACCUGUCAUUGUAAAUCUAAUAUCGUGAAUAUGAAUAAAUGAAGUCAAAUUUUCAUUUUUUGGCAAUUGGUGCUGGUUUUAGGAUGGCACACAUACACACAAUGGGACCUCUCCCUUGGGGUGGGGGGGGGUAAAAACUUCAUAUUUGUUUGAAGUGGGUUUCAUUAGUACAAGUGCAAUGAAAUAUGGUUCUGUUAAUUAAAUACUUGACGUUAACUAGAUUACAUGAGUAUCAGUUGGCUUUUUAUAUUUAAAGAUGUAGUGCCCAAUGCGAAAUUCCUUUAAAUAAAUAACAAGUAUUAAAUUUAAUUGCUUAAAUUCAAUGUAGUGUACAAUAAUGGCUGGUCAGGGGAAAUGUUAUUUCAGGAAAAAAAAAGUUUUAUGGUGGAAUUAAAAAUGAAAUUUACUUUCCAUUAUUCUGUAGUCUUAGACAAUUCACAUUUGAAGGCAUCAAUUUAAUUUAUAAAUAAAUUGAUACGGUAAAAGUUAAUUUCCCAGUUUUAAAAGGUGGAAAGAAAAAUAUAUUUUAUUACAUUUACCUCUGAACAUACAUAUUGUACUAAUUUAACCAAUGAGUGCAAAUGACUUGUUUUCAAAAGUAUUAUUACCUAUACAGUAUAGUAUAUAUGCAGGUAAACAUUUUGGUAGUACUGUUUUUAAGAAGGAAAAAAGACCAUUGUCUCUGUCCUGAUUUGAACCAUAUACAUGGUACUGUUGGGGUCAUGGUAGAAGUGUCCUUGUCUCAGCACUGGGUAACGCCAAUUCUACAAGGUAUACUUGCGUCACCAUUGUCAUUAUGCCUAGAUUAGACCACAGCAGGUCCUUUCUAGAGCCUGCCCUUGCGGUCAUAUCUGCAAAUGUCUGUGUACACCUUAAGAAGAAAUAAGUUGAUCGAUCAAUCUGAUUGGCCCUGCAUAUAAUUACAUUUAAUAAAUUUACAUACGGGAAAUUCAUUAAUUAUAUUAUAAAUGUACUGGUAUUUGCAUUGAAAAAAUGACAAAAAUAUGUCCAAGAGAAUAUAAAAGCUGUGCUUCAUAACUACUGUAUUAUUUGAGUGACUAAAUAUAAAUCAGAGAGUGUUGGGUUCGAAUCAUGAUUGGGAAACAAUCACCUUUUCUUUUUUUUUAAAAUUGAUUAAAUGAGCUUUUGAAAUCCUUAAAUUGUCAUAUUUUUCAGAGAAAUGGAACACUUUUUCGUUGGGGUCAUCGGACCCUGUCGGGCAAAUUCUGGCACCAACCCUGUAUGAAAAGAUAAAUAAAUGUUGCCCAGAGAACCAUUACUCAUAAAGGUGAUAAUACAAACGGUUAUUAGAUCAUAGAUUUAGUUGCGCCAGCGGGAACAUAAUCACUGUCGGCCACAACUUGUCCAACCGAAAAAUAGAACAUUAUUCUUCAUUUUAACUUUCAGACUUGCCCAGAAUUUCCUGGAUUUGUUUGGCACCCCACCAGGGCUUAACCCAGGGAACUUGCUAGCUGCCCUUUUGACCCAGGCAGUGGGAAGGGAAGGGAAGCUGAAGUACCACCCUGCCUCCCCCCCCCCUUUCCCACAAUUAACAAGAUAUGUUCACUAUGGUUUCAGAUACUUAGAUAGCACCUCACUAACACUAUUUCCACUUGAUACAACUCAUUAGUUAGUUAAGUGUUUAGUAAACCUUUUUGGAUUAUUUUGUUAAUAUCUGAAUCUGUUUAUAAAAAUGGAAUAAAAUAAUUUUUAACUUAAUUUUUUAUUCUGUAAAUGAUGUAUGAUUUCAGUAGUGAGAAUUAAGAAGUUAUGGAACUCUUUAUUAAAUUGAUUGUAUAUUAAUGUAAAAUAUAAGACAAAUGUAACCUAUUUAACAUGUUAUCGAGAAACUUUUAAUUCGUAGCCAUGUAAUCCAGUUUCGUGCAACCGUUAUUAAAAUAAUUAAAAUAAAAGCAAUUAA